AUGAACAUGCAUAAUAACAUCGAGGAAAAUCACAGACUCCUCGACGAGUUUGUACACAAUAAUAUUCACGCCUUCCAACCUUCGAACGACAGUUUGAACAGCAAUGCUGGUAGUUCUGGUGGUCAGUUUAUGGCACAUAUGAAGUUGGAGGAUGGGGCUGGCCAGAGCGGUCUUUUGGACGUUUCCCCACAGAAUACGGCUAGUGCUUCGCUGGUUGACAAUGAAACCGGUAUGAGUCGCGGCAGUAUAUACCCAAGCACUCCCGCUCAACAGCAUGAAAGCAUGCUGUAUAACAAUAAUACCACUACUAGUAAUAAUAAUAAUAAUCAUGCCCAUAACAAGAGUAGUACUUCAAACUGGGAUGGUAGACCGCCUGCUAUGGCGAAUUCCGCACCACAAAUAAUAGAGCAGCCAACCUCCUUUUUGGACGACAUGUUCACAGCGUCUCGUCUGGACAGUGUGCAGCAGUAUCAGACGAGACAGUCGCAGCAACUUCAUGGUGGUGACAACCAACCCACGCAGAUUGAGGAUACAUUUAAUACCACAGCGAACACUACACAACACAACUCGAUAUCAGAGCCCUGGCCGAGUGGCAGUCUGGAUACCCACGCGACAACGUUCAACGAGCCCUUGCCCGUAGACAUGCUGUUCAGUCAUGGGGCAGACGACGCAAUGUUCAACUACACAGACGACUUGAGCUCAUCCCUGAGUUCUUCGGUCCACUCGGACAUCAUGACACCGUCCUCAUUCUCCUUCAACCCGCAGCAACUGGAGUCCCUGAGGUCCCCCUCCAACUCGAUACGGGCCGGGAACUAUCUUUCGCAGUCGCUGAGGCAGCCUAACUUCCUGAACAGUCCAGCGACGCCGAAAUCCAGACACGCGUCCCUAGCAGUGAACGGGGAUAAACUGAGUACCAGCGUGCCCAAAUCAUUGACGCAUCUAUCCACGGAGGAGAAACUGCGGCGGAAGAGAGACUUCCACAACGCGGUCGAGCGCAGAAGAAGAGAACUGAUCAAGACUAAGAUAGGAGAGCUGGGGAAUUUGGUUCCGCCAUCACUGCUUUGCUUUGACUCUACGGGGAAACAAGUGAAACCGAACAAGGGCAUUAUAUUGAACAAAACGGUAGAGUACAUUAGCUUUCUCCAACAGGUGUUGGCCGCACAGGAGAAAAGAAAGAUACAGCUCAAAUACAAACUUAACCAACUCGAGGAAAAGAUGGGCGGGUUGCACAUAGACGCGGUUGGUAAACAGGAUGCGAACAAUGGGCAUGAGAUGAAGCCCGUACAAUCCUCAGAAACGAUCACCUCGCAGAACGUCUCCGGGGAGAGGAUAAUAGACACAAGGUAUAAACCUAGUGUCGGGGACGAGUUCGAGGACGGUCCGCAGGGGAUCUCGGACGAUUUGAAACAAUACCUGUCAGGGAACAUUGCAGAGGCGGAGGACAACGCAAAACUGAUGUUUGGCGGGUUUAACAUGGACAACAGUCAUGGUGACGCCAACGCGGCGGACUACCUGCUAGAAUUCAAUUCAUAG
Molecule: messenger RNA, 1533 nt
Organism: Huiozyma naganishii CBS 8797
Lineage: Eukaryota; Fungi; Ascomycota; Saccharomycetes; Saccharomycetales; Saccharomycetaceae
Gene: RTG3
Product: Rtg3p
Exons: 1
Coding region: 1-1533 (510 amino acids)
Biological process (GO): regulation of transcription by RNA polymerase II
Cellular component (GO): nucleus
Molecular function (GO): RNA polymerase II cis-regulatory region sequence-specific DNA binding; DNA-binding transcription factor activity, RNA polymerase II-specific; protein dimerization activity
Source: RefSeq, a predicted model, not a curated record